CUGUGACGUGGCAGCGGCGGGCGGGGCUUGAGGAGGAAGUUGCUGCUGGAAAGGGAGCUGUUGUCUGUGUUGACCGGGAUCAACACUAGAUUUCCUGGAAGCCAGCGGCACCGGCGGGGCCUGAUGACCGGCUGUGGGUUUAGGCUUUCCCCUGUGUAGCGGCUGGUACGUACACCCAGCAGGACUCUAUGGAAGUCAUGGAUUGUCCUCUAAACCUGGUGAGUGCCCUCUGUCCCCUUACACAGGGUGAGUGCCCUCUGUCCCCCUACACAGGGUGAGUGCCCUCUGUCCCCCUACACAGGGUGAGUGCCCUCUGUCCCCUUACACAGGGUGAGUGCCCUCUGUCCCCCUACACAGGGUGAGUGCCCUCUGUCCCCCUACACAGGGUGAGUGCCCUCUGUCCCCCUACACAGGGUGAGUGCCCUCUGUCCCCCUACACAGGGUGAGUGCCCUCUGUCCCCGGGGAAGGUCCCCCUACACAGGGUGCAGACAGGGUGAAUGCCCUCUGUCCCCCUACACAGGGUGAGUGCCCUCUGUCCCCGGGGAAGGUCCCCCUAAACAGGGUGAGUGUCCUCUGUCCCCCUAAACAGGGUGAGUGUCCUCUGUCCCCCUAAACAGGGUGAGUGCCCUGUGUCCCCCUACACAGGGUUAGUGCCCUCUGUCCCCUGGGAAGGUCCCCCUAAACAGGGUGAGUGCCCUCUGUCCCCCUACACAGGGUGAGUGCCCUCUGUCCCCUGGGAAGGUCCCCCUAAACAGGGUGAGUGCCCUCUGUCCCCCUACACGGGGUGAGUGCCCUCUGUCCCAGAGGAAGGUCCCCCUACACAGGGUGCAGACAGGGUGAGUGCCCUCUGUCCCCCUACACAGGGUGAGUGCCCUCUGGCCCAGGGGAAGGUCCCCCCACACAGGGUGCAGACAGGGUGAGUGCCCUCUGGCCCCGGGGAAGGUCCCCUUACACAGGGUGCAGACAGGGUGAAUGCCCUCUGUCCCCGGGGAAGGUCCCCCUACAACUCCCAGCAAUCUAGGUAUAGCAUAUGGCAGCAGCUGUUAAACCUCUGACAAAUUGCUGGUCACAAGGUAGGAUCUCCAGCUGUUGUAGAACUACAAUACAAGCUGGCAAAGCAUCGUUGGAGUUGGAGUUUAAUUGCUGUCUGACUACAACCACCAACACUAUAGGUAUAGCAUAUGGCAGCAGCUGUUAGAGGAAUUAUGUCUGUUUAUACCUCCUUAUAUUGAUGGUCAAAAGGUAGGAUCUCCAGCUGUUGUAGAACUACAAUAGAAAACAGCACAGCAUAGUGGGAGUUGUAGUUUAAUUGCUGCCUGACUACAACUCUCAACACUCUAGGUAUAGCAUAUGGCAGCAGCUGUUAGAGGAAUUAUAUGUCUGUUUAUACCUCUUACAUAUUGCUGGUCACAAGGUAGGAUCUCCAGCUGGUGUAGAACUACAACAAUAGCUGGCAAAGCAUCAUGGGGGUUGCAGAUUUUAAACAAAAAGCUAGGGGGUCUGUAUUUUUGGGAUACAUAAAGGUAAUUAACAAAUAAAAUAAUGGUAUGCACAAGAGGGCCCUGCUCCACAGAGCUCACAAUCUAUGAAAAAUGGUUGCCCUUUAUUUUGUAGAAUUCAUAUGCUGCAGUAAUGACUUUGGUUUAUUGAGGUGUGUUCCUUGAUAUUCCUCUUUGGUUGCUGCACGUAUACAUUAUAUAUACACUGCAAGGUGGCAUUUUUUGACGUGUGGUGGUAUGAUGACGUGAUAUAUGUCCAGAAAAAAAAACUCCAUGGGUACAAUGGUUUCUGAAACGAUUUCUAUUUUCCAAUAAUUUAUGUAUAAUUAGGAAAAACAUAUAGUGUGUAAUGAAAGUUUAUUAAUUGUAAAGACAUGUAGAAAAGUCUUUUAGUGCAGGAUGUAAUAUUCAUUUCACCCACCCUUUAGUGGGCAGUUAGAAGAAGGCUCAAAUGAAGGACACUAGAACUGUGAAAAGAAGAUAUCAUAACAUACAAUGAAUGAUUGAUUAACUAAAUCAGACAUUAAUAAAAGAAAUAGCAGGUUUCAGGCCAAAUAGACAAGUCUAUGAAUAUACUUGUCCAAUUUCUGGCUUAGUGGAUAUCUCCAUAGUCUUGCCACGGUACACAUGUAUGUAUGUAUGUAUGUAAUAGAAAUAGAGGAUAAUUUUGUGCUAAAAAGAAAGUAAGAUCGACAGUAAGAUUUGACAUCAGUACACUAAAAUGAUCAGAGCUGGGUAGGCAAGCUUAGGGAUUCCAGAAUCAUACUACAAAAGAAGUAUAGAAGCUUAAAGGAUCACUAUAGUGUCAGGAAAACAAAGCGGUUUUCCUGACACUAUAGUGCCCUGAGGGUGCCCCCACCCUCAGGGUCCCCCUCCCCUGGCGCUGAAGGGGUUAAGACCCCUUCAGCAGUUUACCUUAUUCCAGCGCCGGUGACCUCUCCUCCCCCGCCGUCAGCGGGGCUGUAUGCACAUGCGCGCGCAUUCAAAGUGUCCAUAGGAAAGCAUUUCUCAAUGCUUUCCUAUGGACGCUCUGCGCAAUGGAGGCAUAAUAUGCCUCUAGUGGCUGUCCGGAAGACAUCCACUAGAGGCUGGCUUAACCCCAAAUGUAAACAUAGCAGUUUCUGAAACUGCUAUGUUUGCAUCUGAAGGGUUAAAACCUGAGGGACCUGGUACCAAGACCACUUUAUUGAGCUGAAGUGGUCUGGGUGACUAUAGUGUCCCUUUAAAUAAAAGUUACUAGCAGUGUCUGGUAACCUAGAGACAGUGAGGGUCUGUUCCUUUUUUGUUUUUUUCCCUUACCCUUUUUUUAGUGUUUGAUACACAGGAGCAGAAAAAAAAUGAGUGGACUAAUUACUCUCACGCCUUCUAUUCACUCUGCGUUCCCCUUUUAACCGGCAGUAAUGGUAUAAUGGUCCUGUUUUUGUUCUUCUCAUUGUGCUAAAUAUGUGGGCAUUGAUUGACUAUUCUAGUUAGGAUUACAAUAUAGUACUCUACAGGACAUCCCAUGGAGUUAGUGUUUGUGAUUUCAUUUUGCUGUAUAGUGGGCACUUAGACUGGGCAGCUCAUGGCACUUUAAGAGGAUGGUGCCCUAGAGACUGGGCAUCAACUAGGUCAUAGAGUUGGAAAAAAAGCCCAAUCUCACCCUAGUCGCCGCCCAUAUAAAACCCACUCACACCUCCUGUCUCUAUCUCUCCUCCUACUUCUGGCAGCUGGUGACGUCUCUCCCAACCCAGGGCCCCUCACCUCAUCUGCUCACACUAAAAUAACCAGAAACCAUGCAAACCUCCUCCAAAUACCCUGCAGUCUAUCCUCCUCUACCAAAAUUCAGUGUGCACUCUGGAAUGCUCGCUCCAUUUGUAGUAAUAUCAAAUCUACAGCAAUACAUGACCUCCUCAUCUCUAACUCUCUCACAAUACUGGCACUCACUGAGACCUGGCUAUCUCCAUCCGAUACCGCUACUCCUGCUUCUUUAUGUUUCGUGGUCUACAGUUCUCCCAUACUCCUAGACUUGACUGUAAAGGAGGUGGUGUAGGCAUCCUUCUCUCCCCUCAAUGUACCUUUCAACCUAUCCUCCCUGCCCUAUCCUUUACUUCCUUUGAAGUUCACACUGUACGCCUUUUUAAGCCCACUCCUUUAAGAAUUUCCAUCAUCUAUCGCCCCCCCAGUCACCCUAAACUAUUAAUUGAACACUUUUCCUCCUGGUUACCCCACUUUCUUUCCUCUAGCACUCCCUCUCUCAUACUUGGGGACUUCAAUAUCCCUAUCAACAAGCUCAAUUGCCCUGAUGCCUCUCGUCUGUUCUCUGUAACCUCCUCCUUUGGACUCACACAGAUUUCUUCCUCAGCAACUCACACUGCAGGAAACACUCUUGACCUCAUCUUCACCAAUCUCUGUAUCACCUCUGAUCUCGCCACUGCUCCAUUUCCUUUGUCUGACCACCAUCUGCUAACAUUUAACAUCUGCAUACCCCAUACCAAAAUCUCACCACCAUCCACUCUCCAACCUCGCAGAAACCUCAACUCUCUCGAUCUCCAGCACUUCUCCACUAAUCUCCAAACACUCCUUUUUCCCAUCUCAAAUCACAACUGCCCUAACUCUGCAACCUCACUCUACAACUCCACUCUCUCCUCUCAACUUGACAUCAUGGCACCUCCUACAGUUAAACGCAGCAAGCGCCCCCAACUACAACCCUGGCACACCAAGCUGACCCGUUACCUCCAAAAAUGUUCCAGAACUGCUGAACGCUGCUGGAGAAAGUCUCACUUUGCAUCUGACUUUGUCCACUAUAAAUUUAUGCUGCGCUCCUACAGCAUGGCUCUUUCCUCUGCAAAAGUAAGCUACUUCAACACCCUCAUAAGCACACUGUCCACCAACCCAAACACCUGUUUCACACUUUUGAUGCACUUCUUCGCCCUGUGACUCCCCCUCCUUCCACCACCUUGUCCGCCACAAACUUUGCAUCUCAUUUCACUGAGAAGAUCUCUACAAUCAGGAAAGAGAUCUCUAAUCUUUCUCCAACCAGUAUCAAUACAUCACCCAACCCCACUCCCCUGUCAUCCUAAGCUCAUUUGCACCUGCUACAGCACAAGAGGUUUCUGCUCUGCUCCUGUCCUCCCGCCCCACCACCUGCUCCCUCGAUCCUAUUCCCUCGCAUCUCAUCCGCACUUUGUCUCCCUCUCUUGCUCUUCCUCUCGCUAACAUUUUCAAUCUCUCCCUUUCCUCUGGCACAUUUCCCUCUGCCUUCAAACAUGCAACCGUAACCCCAAUUCUGAAAAAGCCCAACCUUGAUCCCAACUCCCCAUCCAACUACCGCCCUAUCUCACUACUGCCAUUUGCCUCCAAGAUCCUUGAGAGAGUUGUCUACGCCAGAUUGACAGACUUUCUUGAAUCCAACUCUCUGCUUGACCCCCUUCAGUCUGGAUUCCGCGCUGGUCACUCUGUCGAAACUGCUGUGACCAAAGUAUCCAACGAUUUAAUUGCUGCUAAAUCUCGCGGCCAAUACUCUAUCCUAAUCCUCCUUGAUCUUUCUGCCGCCUUUGACACUGUUGAUCAUCAACAGCUUCUUCACAUUCUCUGUAACUUUGGUCUACGGGAUUCUGCUCUCUCCUGGUGCUCCUCCUACCUCUCCCAGCGCUCCUUCAGUGUUUCUUUCUCUGGCUCUGCCUCUUCUCCCCAACCCCUCCCUGUCGGCGUCCCCCAAGGUUCUGUCCUCGGCCCCCUACUGUUCUCUAUCUAUACUGCCUCCCUUGGUAAACUCAUCAGCUCUUUUGGCGUCCAAUACCAUUUAUAUGCAGAUGACACGCAAAUCUACCUGUCCUCCCCUGAUCUCUCUCCGCCCACCUUGACUCGUGUUUCUGACUGCCUCUCUGCUAUUUCCAACUGGAUGGCUGCUCACUUCCUUAAACUCAACCUGUCCAAAACAGAACUUCUAGUUUUUCCUCCCUCAAGUGCUGCUACUCCUGUGUCUGUCGCCAUCCAAGUCAACGGCGCUACUAUCACCUCUACCUCCCAGGCUCGCUGCCUAGGAGUUCUUUUUGAUUCUGAUCUCUCUUUUACUCCCCAUGUUCAAUCAAUAGCCAAAUCCUGUCGCUUCCAACUCAAGAACAUAGCGCGCAUCCGCCCAUAUCUAACGCCGGACGCGGCUAAGGUACUAGUUCAUGCUGUUGUUCUCUCUCGCCUUGACUAUUGCAAUCCCCUUCUCACCGGUCUUACAUGUUCCCAGCUUGCACCGCUGCAAUCUAUAAUGAAUACGGCUGCGAGGCUUAUUUUCCUGUCCGGUCGCACCUCCCAUGCCUCCACGCUCUGUCAGUCUCUGCAUUGGCUUCCAGUUAGAUAUAGGGCCCAAUUCAAAAUUCUGGCGCUUGCUUACAAAUCCCUACAUAAUGCUGCUCCAACAUACCUAUCCUCCCUCAUACACAAGUAUGUCCUGUCGAGACCCCUGCGCUCAGCCCAAGACCUACUCCUAUCCUCUGCCCGGAUCCCCACCUCUGAUGCUCGCCUUCAGGGCUGCACCUAUUCUGUGGAACUCCCUUCCCUCCUCAAUCAGACUUUCACCCAGCCUCCAUUCCUUCAAAAAAUCUUUGAAAACUCACUUCUUUAUUAAAGCGUAUCAAUUAAACUGUCAGCAGGUUUCUCAUCCCCCACCCCAUGACUCCGUUCCUUCACCUGUCAAAAAUGACCUACCAAGCACUCAAUAAACCCUUCUGUAACAAACUAUUUAAUUCCCCUACUUUAACCCUUUGUGUCACUAUACCCCACUCCCUCUAGCAUGUAAGCUCAUCGAGCAGGGCCCUCAACCCCCUCUGUUCCUGUACGUCAGUGGUCUGAUCUCAAUUAUGUGUCUGUUAGUCCACCCAUUGUACAGCGCUACGGAAUUUGUUGGCGCUAUAUAAAUAAUAAAAUAAUAAUAAUAAUAAUGGGAUUUCAUGUCCAUGGGGUGCUGGGCAUCCCCCGACAAUCUCAUUAGUAAGGGUGUAACACUUUGCAUAGCUCAGGACUAUUUUGUACAUCUGACCCUACAGGCCGAGAUUGAUCCCAUUUGCCAAGUUGAUAACGCUACUGUCUGUGUUUACCAUGCCUAAUAGCCAGUUCACCCUAUGAUGUUCAUAUUGUGCUUUGCAUACGGUUCUCAGCCUGAUGGUUGUGUAUCAGUACAAACAAUUUGGAGGGUCAGCCACUAUUUAAAGUUUGGGUGCAAAACUCCAAGGUCUCUUUCCAGUUACCUCACACACACUGCAUAAAAACAAUAACGGAGCCGCAACACCAAAAGUAAAUAUCAAUGAAAUUUAUUCCACCUCUGUGGAACUGGUAACCUUUCGACAGGACCUCGGAGUCUUUGUCAAGUCCCUCAGGUUGGGUCGAAACGUUGCCAGAUCCACACAGGUGCAACUAAUUUUUAAUAUUUACUUUUGGUGUUGCGGCUCCUUUAUUUUUCUACGGGUGGUUGUGUCUUGACAGUUAAGGUGAAGGCUAUGCUAGUACAAUCUUAUCCUGUUGUUUCUUAGGGGCAUAUUUAUUAAAUAGUUGUUUUAUUUUUUUGAUUUGGGCAACGGAGAGUGCUUUUUAAAUGUGAUUUGAGUUCUAAAGCACACAUAUUCUAUUACCUACAGGAAGGCUUUUCAUAUCAGCUAUUUUAUUCAUACUGCCCUGGUUUAAAGUGAUGUCACAGAUGGUUUAAUCACCGAGAGGCCAUUCCUCUAUUGUUUUGAUCUCAUUGCUCUUUGUACGUUUAGUUCAUGAUUCACAACUGCUUUGGAGUCCUGUGAGACUCUGUUAUUAUAGCAGUGGAGUGUUAAGCCUGGAUGUGUGACUUUGUCCAAUUAAAGAUUGAAGAAGCCUUGUGAUAUGCAAUAAUAUAAUUACUGUAAUUUAUCAUAAUUACUAAAUUAUUACAGAAAUUGCAGGCUUUCGUUAUGACUGUAUGCAAAGCAAUAGUCCAAAAAUGUUGCCAAAAGUUACUGAAUUAAUUAACGUGGUUUUUUUUGUUUGUUUGUUUUUUUUUCUAAGUUUUUUAGGUCUCCUUAAAUUUACCUUUUUAGAAUCAAUAUAGUGUGCGUGGUUUUUGUAUUGAUUUUUUUUUUUUUUAUAGUAUAGUUGUAUAGUUAUUGGUUUAGAACUGCUUUCUCUCCUUCUUUUGGCAGUUUUUGUUUAGCGAGUACAUGGUUUGAAUUGCAUUUGUGGUGUCUUUUUUAUGCUAUCAUAGUUCACUUUUGAUGGUGAUUGAUAAAUAGAUGUUAAAUCUGAAACUACCUGAAUCCAAUAAUAAUCACUAAUUCAGUAGUUGCCAAAUCUUUUUUGGGCCAAGCCACAUUUCAAUGAGUGAAAUAUAACCAAGCCACCCCUUAAUUUGUAUUUUUUGUUUUUACUUUCAUCUAAAAAAGAUAAAUGGCACAUUUACUUGCAGCCAGCCAUACAAGAGAUCUUAUGUUCUGGGGUGUGAAAAUGUAAAACAAUUAAAAUAUAUAUAUAUAUAUAUAUAUAUAUAUAUAUAUAUAUAUAUAUAUAUAUAUAAUUGUUCAAGGGACUAAAGUGGUAACUCAAUCUACUUUUCCUGACACCAAAUUUGAAAGUUUGGGGACCCUGCUAACCUCUGGACAUUGGUAGGGUUAUUCACUAAACUCUGAAUUUUCCCUGAUUAGAACUGAAAGAAAAACAACUAUGUAAUAUGUGUGUGUAGUGUGGUGUGUGUGUGCUAGAUCUUCUACUCUCAUCAGCCCUUAAGCCAAAUCUUUCAGGCUCCAAUUCAUGAAGCACAUGCCUCUUUAAAUGGACCUCAGUAAUUCUGCUUCUCGGGGUUCCGGUGCUGACUGAGUCAGAGUGCAUGCUGGGAGUUCAGGGAUUCGCUGUAACUGGAACCAUGGGUUGAGCAACUAAGACUGGGCUUGACAAAUUUGUUUGGAAUCUAGGAGCUAGCUAAAAAAGUUAGGAGCCAGUUUUUUUUAAUGGGACACUAUAGUCACUAGAACCUCUACAGAUUAUGUAGUUGUUCUGGUGCCUAUAGCCUGUCUCUGUAGCCUUUUCAGAGAAAAGGCAGCGCCUACUACUAAGACCUACUGCCUACUAACACCUGUAGGGACAGUCACUCAGACGGCCACUAGAGUCCUGUGUCAGUGCUCUACAUGGAGGUGCUGAAUGUUACCCAUAGAGAGCAUGCAUAAUAUCCUCCCAAUGCUUUCCUAUGGGAAAGUAUUGGCUUAGCUGAGAUCAUAAAGAUCUCUGAUAUGGGGCGGGACAAGCAACAGUGAAACCAGCAUGUGUGGGGAAAAAAGGUAAGUAAAAACACCAAUCAUGUGAUCGGAGGGGGCAGGUACCUAAACAGACACACACUCUCUGACAGACAUACAUACACGCUGACAGACAUACACAGACUCAUUGACAAAGAUGCACUCACAAAUUUAUAUUUUUAAUUUUAAAACACAGCCUCCCUACAUUUGAGAGAGCGGAGUGGACUUUUCCUGUGGUCCAGUGGGGCUGAUAAUCCUGCGCGCGAGGGAGCAGCCUCCUUGCAGCUCCUCUCUGCUCCCUCACACUGUCUGCAGUGAUGCCAGGGCCGGAAUGAUGUCAUAACACAGCGCAAGGGAGUAGACAGGAGCUCCCUCGCGCGCUGCCCCAGCCUGCCGCUUCCAUACCUUCCGCGGACGGACAGGCGGAUGGCUACAGAGCUCUCUGAGCAAGCCACCUCCAUACCUCCCAGGGCGGCCGGCUACAACGCUCCCUGAGCGGCCCCAAACACUGUCCACCUCUUGCGGGCAAAGAGCAGGGCUAAACUCCCAAAUAAACUGCAUGUCCUGGGCGUCGGACUAUACAAAUUCCACAUCCCUGUAUGCUCUUAUCUAAAUUGACCUAGUAGUUAAAUGCUGACGCUUACUAAAAAAAAAAAAAUGUAAAUGCAUUUUAAGGAUAGCAUUCAUCCUAUUGCAACCCUGAGUCAUUGUGUUUGUGGCAGACUUUGUUGUUAUUAGAGGCACACUAUGACACAUUGGUUAAUAACCGUGCCCUAGUCGAUGAUGAUGCUGUCUUGUGUCACCCUCAAUUCUGGACCAUAAUCUCAUUGUUUCCUUAUCAAAAUAUGUUCCUAUUAUCACACAUUUAAAUCAAGUUGUUGUUUUUUGUUUUUUUUUGUUUGUUUUUUGUACAACCAUUUUUGUAUAUUGUGCAUUUAAAAGCUUUUCAUGUUUACAUAUUCCACUAUCCCAGCCCUCUACAGUGGUGCAUUUUAAAGGAAUACUCUCAGCAUCAAAACAAGUUUAGCGUAUUGAAGCAGGUAUGGCGUAUAGAUCAUACUACUGCAGUCUCACUGCUCAAUUCUCUGUAAGCCACAACCAGGGGGAGGUGUGGCUAGGGCUGCAUAAACAAAGUCAUUUAACUCAUAAAUGACAGAGUUUUGAGCAUUGAGACUGCAGUUCCAUGAUCUAUAUACCAAAACCACUUAAUUAAGUUAUCGUUGUUUUGGUGUUUAGAGUGUCCCUUUACAGCAUAUUGUUAUUGUUGCACAUCUAUUGAAUUUGUUUAUUUUGUGUAUAUAGUUCACAUGCAUUCCUACAUAUAAAACAAUUUAUAUUGACUGCUGAUUUAUAUUCUAAGAUUUUAUAAAAAUUCUCUUUUCAAAGGACAACGUCUGUCUCGCCCUAUAACAAGAGUGUCCGAACAUUAACCUUUUUUUCCGGCUAUAUCUUCCAUUAUUCUGUCAGCCAAGUGAUGUGAUUUGUCGAUAUCUCUUGGUGAAAUCACAGCAGUGACAGACUAAUUUUUAAAGAACAGUCUUACACGAAUGUUAAACUUGACGGGCCAUGGGUAGACCCACAAGGUGAACAUUUGUCAGAUUACAUGUCAGUACAUUCACAAAAUGUGAGUUGCUGCCAGCCCUGUCAAACCUGUAUAGGAAACUUGUAACAUGCAAUAGCUAAUAUAGUUCUAUUAAAAAAAAAACAUUGAUUACAAAGGAUCGUUUUGAGCACACCUGUAACUCCUGGACAAAUUAGCCCUCCUGGCUUGGCAGAUUUCCGCAUCACAAAAUACUUAUACAGCGGCUAGCAUUUCUGGGAAGGGAUAUGUAGAUAAAGUGUAGAUUCACUUCAUACAUGGGCUCUUCAAUACUCUUAGUAUUUUGUAAGUCAAAGUAGAUUAGCGGAGAAGGGCCAAAUUAGAGCAUUUAUGGACAAAUUGUUUCAUCCUUUUGGAUUUUAGUGAAAAGGGUUAACAAUGAGUGGUUAUAGUUAUAGUUAUAGUGCAAUUCCCCUUUUAUUUACCUACAAUAGACCAUCUCCAGAACUCUAGUGACUAUGUAAAACCAUUCACAUAAUGCUCAGAUAACCAAAAGCAAUGUGUGAAAGUUUGGUACUCGCUGGUAGCCGGACAGAACCAAGUCUAUGUGAAGUGAAGUCAAAGCCUGUAAUUUUGGCAUCAUCUUUGGGUGUAUGGUCAUAAGAUGGCAGGGUCCAGCUCAAAUGAGCCAUAUUUAUCCUUUUCUGCAGCCUGCCUUAAUAAGAAUCUCUCAUCGCCUCAUAAUAGGCUGUGCCAACCAUCUCAAUAUAUAAGAAACAUUCUCACUAAUCUUGGUUAGUUUUAAACUAAUACCCAUGCUAGCUUUUGGAUUUCUCUGGUGACGAUGCACCUAAAUUGGCAAUAGUUGCUACCAUCAUCAUCCUGCUAUGACUUUAUACUUAGUGCUAUUUGCAAUGGUAAAUAAGCUAGGUUUAAAGAACGAUUAACAGAGUUUUGUAAAUAUUGAUUUAUUUCCUUUUUGAUUAUAUAGGCACAUCAACAAAGCAGAAAGGCUGACCGUUUUUUGGCGUCAGGCAAAUAUGAAGAAGCAAUUGCAUGUCACAAGAAAGCUGCAGGUAUGCAUGAAAAAUCUCAAAUAACUUCUAUCAGAGUAUGAGAGGACUAAGUAGACACAGAAUGGCAGUAAGUAUUGAGAAAGAAAAUGGUGCUGAUGUUAUUAAGAUAGGAAGUAGUGGCCAAAUUAUAUUGGCUUUAGUAAGGGUAAAAAGGUGUGAUGUUAGGGUUAGUGAGAGUAAAAACAAGUGAGUUAGGGGUUGUGAGGGUAAAUGUAGGGAGAUUCUAUUCGAAGUAGUAAGGAUGCAAGGAAUAGGAUUACAUUAGUUAUGGUGCCAGCAGUGCAUUGGAGCCCUCACAGGGAUUGUGGUGCCAGCAGUCCUCUGAUGUCCACUCACAGUAAGUUUUUAAACUGUUUACUAGCUGUUUGACAGUUACCGGACUAUGUAGGAUGCUUCCAAAUCCUGUUGGUCUGCUCUAAUAUGCUGAAGUGAAUGGUCAUACUUACCCAUUAGCAGACUAGCUUUGGACAUUGAUUAAGAAUGUCAGCUUACUCCACACAAGAUGUAGACCACUCUGGUCCUGAUGUAAACAAAAAAACAAUUGCUGUAAAUAAGUUAUGUGACAAUGUAUUAAGCUACCAAACUCAAAUGUAACUACAACGUUUGCUACCCCACUCCUUAUCUUUAUUCUGUACCCCAACCCCUUUAAAACACUGAAAACCACCAAAAUAAAGAAUUUACAAAAAAAAAAAAAUGUCAGCUUACUAUGGGACCAUGCCAGGGUACCUCCAGCUCCAAAAGUAUUCCAGUGCAUUGCAGGGAUUCUGGUGUUUAGAGUAUCCCUCUUAAUCAUUGUACAUCAAGGUUUUAUGGUCAGAAUAAAGGUUUCUAGGAGUUGUAGUUUGUAUGUGCCUGUUCCUCCCUUGUCUCUUAUGAAAGCUAUCUGCCUUUUAGGAUGCAGAAUGUUUCAAAAUGUGCAUUGAUUUAGCUAUAAAAUGCAUAAAGCUGUUUCCUGGAGUGUCCUUUUUAUAUUUUACAGUUUUGGCUUAUACAUUAUUCGGUAAUAGCCACAUCACUGUAAUCUGUGAAAGUAUUUAGAUGAAGGUCAAUGCUGUCCAUUUUAAUAUUCUCAUGGUUUUUUUUUACCCUAGCUUACCUUUCUGAGGCCAAGAAGCUGACCCCAUCUGAACAGGUAAAAUAUUUCAAAAUUAGGCAUGGCAUCAGAACAUGCAAAUCAGAUAUUAUCAUGACUAUUUACACAUAAUACAUUUAUUAGUGGUGAUUAAUCAGAAUUAAAAGGAUUGGUUUCCUAAACAGAAUAACAAACAAAACUGUGAAAGUCAUAAUGCAAUCUUCUUGAGAGAGAGAGAUAAAUACUCCAAGCACCAUAACCACUGUAGCCCGAUUUUUGUUGCCAGGAGUGUUAUUUUAUCUGGGCUGCGCCAUUUGCAGCCUUCUGUGGAGAUGGAAGCCGUGCUCGCAUACUCCAGAUAAGUUGUCAAACCAUUCACAAACUGUUUAAAGUGUUCCUUUAACCCCUUAACGCCGUUACGGCGUUCUAUGCUGUCCCGCAUUAAGUGGGCUUUAAAGCCGUUGCGCGGCAUAGAACGCCGUAACGGCUUUGAGCCCCUGGAGGUCCGGCGUACUUACCUCCGCUGCGAUCCUCUUCUGGAGGGCUGCCUGACAGCCCAGGCAGCCAUCCCCUGGCAAAUGAGGCCCCGGGGGCCAUGUGAUCGCUCUCAAAGAUCUGCCAGCAGGGGGACUGUCUGAAAUGUCAGACAGUCCCCCUGCUGGUGGGAAAGUAAAAAAUAAAUAAAAAAUUUAAAAUAAAUGUAUUUUUAUAUAUAUAUAUAUAUAUAUAUAUAUAUAUAUAUGUGUAUAUAUAUGUGUAUAUAUAUAUGUAUGUGUAUAUGUAACGUCAUACAAGGUGUAUUUUAAUAUUAAUAUAAGUACAUAUAUUAGUAUUAAAAUACACUUAGAAUGACGUUACACAUAUAUAUAUAUAUAUAUAUAUAUAUAUAUGUGUGUGUGUGUAUGUAUAUAUAAUUACAAUAAUAAAUAAAUAAAAUAAUAAAAUAAAAUAUUGAAACAAAAUUUAAUAUAAAUUAUAUAUUCAAAUGUAAUUUCAUUCUAACUGUAUUUUGUUAUUAAAAUAUAUAUAUAUUGGUAACAAAAUACACUUGACUAUAUAUAUAUAUAUAUAUAUAUAUAUAUAUAUAUAUAUAUAUAUAUAUAUAUAUAUAUAUAUAUAUAUAUAGUCAUCUCUAUAUAUAUCUCUAUAUAUAUAUAUCUCUAUAUAUAAAAUACAAAUAACCGCAAAAAAAAUAAAAAUAUAUAUAUAUAUAUAUAUAUAUAUAUAUAUAUAUAUAUAUGAGAAAUACAUAUAUUUACAUAAAAGAUUACAUUAGUAUACACGUAGAAUUUAAAUACUUAUAAAUGCAUAUAUAUUAAAAUUCUACGUGUAUAUUUAAGUAAUCUAUUAACAUAAUUAUGUGAUUUGAUUGACAUGCCUGACAACACAGGGAGAAAGUGCAGAGAAUUUAAUUCGCAAGCACUAUAUUUGACCCUUUAACUCUCCAAGACACCAUAAAAGCUGUACAUAGGGGGUACUGUUUUACUCGGGAGACUUCGCUGAACUCAAAUAUUAGUGUUUCAAAAUGAUUGUAUUACAACGAUUAUAUUUUAAGUAAAAGUGACGUUUUAUUUUGUAUUUUUUACAAACGAACGGCACUUUUAUGGACUAUAUUAUUGUUGUAAUAUGUUUUACUGUUUUAAAACUCUAAUAUUAGUGUUUAGUGAAGUCUCCCGAGAAUAACAGUACCCCCCAUGUACAGGUUUUAUGGUGUUUUGGAAAGUUAGAGAGUCACAUAUAAGGCUUGCAUUUCAUUUUUUUGACAUUGAAAUUUGCCAGAUUGGUUAUGUUGCCUUUGAGAGCGUAUGGUAGCCCAGGAAUGAGAAUUACCCCCAUGAUGGCAUACCAUUUGCAAAAGUAGACAACCCAAGGUAUUGCAAGUGGGGUAUGUCCAGUCUUUCUUAGUAGCCACUUAGUCACAAACACUGGCCAAAUAUUAGUUUUUUGCUUUUUUCACACAAAAACAAAUAUGAACGCUAACUUUGGCCAGUGUUUGUGACUAAGUGGCUACUAAAAAAGACUAAACAUACCCCACUUUCAAUACCUUGGGUUGUCUACUUUUUCAAAUGGUAUGCCAUUAUGGGGGUAAUUCUCAUUCCUGGGCUAUCACACCAUCUCAAAGGUAACAUUACUAAUCUGGCAAAUUUUAAAUUUGAAAAUGCAAUGUGCUCUAUUUGACCCUGUAACUUUCCAAAACACCGUAAAACCUGUUAAUGGGGGGUACUGUUGUACUCGUGAGACAUCGCUGAUUACAAAUAUGUGCAUUUUUUUGCAGUAAAACCUAACAGUAUUAUGACAUUAACAGCUAAAAUGUCAGAUGGAAAUACAAAUUUAAAAAAAAAAAUCUCUAAUUUCUCAUAAUAAAUUAUGUUCCAUAUAUGAAUAGUUAAUGAUAAAUUAAAGCCCUGUUUCUCCUGAACAAAAUGAUAUAUAAUAAGUGUGGGUGCACUUAAUGUGACAGCGGUGAAUUACGGUUGAACAGACAUAUAGCGCAAAUUCCAGUUUUUGUUUACGUUUUGUUUUGAUCAGAACGUGUGCUAUUGACUCCGUCCUGAAGGGGUUAAAAUGUCUACGAACACGCUAGAUACACCCCAGUAAACGCAGUCCAGUAGCAUGGCGUCCUCUGCAGUAUUCUGUUUAUAAAUUUGCAAAGCUUUGAAGUUUAUAUGGUUUCUUAAUCUGGAUUCAGUUUACACAUUUGCCUAAUGUUUUCCACCACAAUAAAGAAACAUCACACAGGGCAAGGAGACAUGUUAACAUGAAAAUACCAAUUCUCUUGGUGAAAAGUUCUAAUUACUGAUACUCUGAGUCUCUGUUUAUUUGGGCAUAUUCUCAAGAGCCAGGAUGAAUGAGACCAGGUAUUUAUUGGUAAAUACAGUCUAGGUAUAAAGAACUUGUUAAAAAUAGAGACAUAGUGGUUGAAAUGCCAAAUGCACGCGUAAUGAUUUAAGAUAAGAGCAUAACAACAUUAUAGCACAGCUUGUUUGCUACCUGUUCUGGGCUAUAGAGGAGUGAGCAUCUGUUUUUUUUUUUGUUUGUUUUUGGAAAAGAUGAGACUUAUUUACAAUGAUAUUACUCUUUACUUGGCAGGCUCAACUUUCAUUAGAACUUCAACAUGAUAGCCAUGUCAAGCAGCAACUAUUGAUCCAGGAAAAACUGAAGAGAGCCAGGAGAGAGGAGAGAGUUCGAAUGCAACAAAAAGCAGUAGUUGCCGAAAAGGAACUGACUACUCAUCUCCAAACAUCUUACAAACUGUCUUCAGAUGAUAAUAGCCAAAAUGCACAUGUUUCUGCGGGGCAGAAAUCUAGUUCCAAUCCAGGGAAGUGUAUGAGGGACGUCCGCGGUGUCCUUGAUCGAGAACCAGACUCUCUUAUUUAUUUGUUGCAGAAAAGGAAGGAGCCAUUUGAGGAGUAUAAGGCAAAUAGAGCUCCAAAAGAUGACAAGACAAAACUGGAGGAGCAAGCCACGAAAAUUAAAGAUUUAAACUUACUGGUGGACACUCUUCUUGCUGAAAAUGAAAAAUUAAGAAAGGAGAACAAAAAGCUGCGUGCAGAGGUUGCAAGACUGCAGAAAAAUCCUGAAAAAGAGCUUGAUAUAGAUACUGAUUUUGUAGAAAAAUCUGAGCUAUGGAGUCUACAGCAGCCAACGGGAAGUUCAUCCAAUACUCAAACCACAUGGCAGAAAUUUGUAGCGAAUGCUGGGAAGGGUACAGACAUUCCUAUACCUAAUCUUCCACCUUUAGACAUUCCUUUACCAGAGCUUCCUCCCCUGGAGCUCCCCGAAGAUAUACAAUCUCAACUUGAAGGACUUCUGGAUAGCUAGAUAACAGACAGACUUCUCUUCAACCAUCAGGGCAGAAAUAUUCUCUGGGUCAAUGCAACUUUACCAGGAACUACUGUAAGAGGGACUGCAUUGCAGUAUACUGGUAGACAUGUCACUGUGAAUCAGAGUUCUGAUGUCAGAUCUUGAUCUAAAAACUGGUGAAAAGUUGGCUCUUGAGACAAUAUUUCUAUUUUAUUUGUUUUCAUACCAAAUGACUUCCUGAAAUAACUUUUUCAAGAAACCGUACCUAAACAUUACUAGUAAUAUGUAUAAUUCCAUAACAGACAUACGAAAUCUGUUUCAUAGUAGUAUAUUUUAACAUAUGCUUUGUGUCAUGCAUUCAGAAUGUAUGCAUAAUUAUGCACAUUUUUUUUUUUUCUUUUUUCAAAAAAGGUGUCCCAUAAGCACCUUAACUCAUAAAACGGUUUGUGCCACAUUGCACUCAGUUUUAACCUCAAACAAACCAGGGGAUGUACAACGUAAUUCUGUUUUUCUUUUAAAUAUAAAAUCCAAUUACAUGUUUUAUUUCUAAAUCAGUUUACAAAAUUAUAUAUAAAAAAAAAAAAAAAAAAUCAGGGUGCAUUAUGAUUACAUUUUAUGUAUAUUAAUGUAUGUGUUAUGUAUGCAUUGUUUAAAAAUACUUACUGAAAAUCAGUAUCUUGUAAUAACGAUGCAUGUGUGCAAGUUAUGCUGAAUGACAGUAUUUUGAUUGGGAAAAAAAUAAAAAUAAAGUGUGUUUAUAUUUGUAAUGCCACAA
Pelobates cultripes (western spadefoot toad) is the source of this 16990-nucleotide messenger RNA. The record is from the annotation of a GenBank genome assembly. Lineage: Eukaryota; Metazoa; Chordata; Amphibia; Anura; Pelobatidae.